AUUUGUCGGGCCAACAUUUCUGUACUAGCUGGGUUGAUACCAAUAAUAAAGCUUUAACUAUUAAAACGUGUUUUAAUCUCAAGGUAUUGGCAAUUAGCUGGUGUCCUUUUUUUGCUGAUUUUAAAGAAAAACAACAUACUACAAUCAUUAUUUAA
Entrophospora sp. SA101 is the source of this 155-nucleotide messenger RNA. The record is from the annotation of a GenBank genome assembly. Lineage: Eukaryota; Fungi; Glomeromycota; Glomeromycetes; Entrophosporales; Entrophosporaceae.